AUGAUUACUACAAUUUUUAUCGAACCAAUUUACACGUCUUCAAUUAUAAACGAUCUUAACAAAAGACAAUAUCCUAGUUCACAAGAAUCAAAGGUACCAGAGACCUCACAAGUACAAACAGAAACUAUAAAACCACCAGAUACUUCGGUGUCAUCACAAGUUCCUGAUGCCUCGCCUACUCCAGUAACCCCAGUAACCCCAGUAACUUCGCAAACUACAGAUAAUCCAAUUACAACAACAACUCCGAUUGACACCAGCACGCCUGUUCCAAAUACUACCAACCCUUUAACAUCUGUGUCAACUACUCCAGUGGAUUCAACUAUACCAUCAUCGCCAAAAACAACUGUGAGUAAUAGUAAUACCGCCACUAUAUCAAAUACUACCAUCACAGGAAACACUACAACAUUAUCGACUACAACAGUAACUCAAGAACCCAUCACAACACCAACUCAAACAGUAAUAACACAAAAUGGAAAAAGUGAAACAAUUACAAAGUUUACAACAACUCUGACAACUAUGACAGAGACAAUACCUGGCUAUACGACAAUCACAAGUACGACAGGAACAAACGGUGAACUGACAACUUUUGCAACUUAUAUACCACCAAGUACUGUGGUGGUCGUUAAGAAGACAAUUGCGCCAGCUAACCAAGAAUCUAAGAAUAAUAAUAGUAAUUCUUUAAAGCCGACAUUGGAAUAUAACAUUAUCA
Entrophospora sp. SA101 is the source of this 709-nucleotide messenger RNA. The record is from the annotation of a GenBank genome assembly. NCBI's taxonomy places the organism in Eukaryota, Fungi, Glomeromycota, Glomeromycetes, Entrophosporales, Entrophosporaceae.